AUCCCACUCCAGUUCUGCCGGUGUCUCUCUCACUCCCCCCUUCGCCACGACAUUCCCCCGCGCCUCAUUUUCUGCCUCAUCCUCGUGGCGCUCUUUUUCUUUCUCUGCGGCACGGCCCAUCUCCUAUUGGCGUUCCGACAGGGCGAUUCCCGUUGGUUCACGUGGAUCCAAUGCGGCAAUGCCCUCGUCUCCACCACCACUGCCGUGUACUUGAUUCCGCUCAUUCCCGACAUGUUUACACUCUUGGACACGGCCGUGGCCAAUCUUCAAAAUGAAACCAAAGACUCCAAAUCCAAACUGUUCACAUUCAUGGCAUUUCUCUGUCACGAAAUUCGCAAUCCACUCUUUGCCAUUACCAGCAGUGCCGAGUGUUUGCAAGAUAGUAUUACGACCAUGGCGGACCAAUGUGCGAGCGAAGAAGUCCAAAGCAUUUUGGAUUCCAGUCUCCUCAUGUUGCGACUCGUCAAUGAUGUGUUGGAUCUGAGCAAACUGGACAGUGGCAAACUCCAAUUGGAAUGUCGGCAAUUCGAUUUGCACGCCCUCCUCAAACGAUUGGGCGACAAUAUGGGACGGCAAGUCCGACGCAAACAUCAGGGAGCCGUGGACUUUGAGUGUACUGUAGACGUCAGUGUCCCACAAUUCGUCUUGGGGGAUAGUGUCCGCAUGGUGCAAAUCAUUUACAAUCUGCUCAGUAACAGCUUGAAGUUUACAUCGCGGGGGAGGAUAUCGGUGGAAGUGGCCGCAUUGGAAUCAUACACCGCAUGGCGGCGGCAGCAAAGAGAUGAUGCGGACGAAGCAAACGACACUGUCACCAUGAGCCAUCAUCGACCCGUCGCAAUGUUUGCCAAUAAGACAACUGAGGACGACGAUGAAGAAGCACAAGUCUUUUCCAUGGCCUUGUUGAGUCACAAUCAUCAUCAUCAUCAUCACACGACCAAUGACGACAAUGACAACAAGAAGGUCGUAUUGAGCAUUGUGGUGGCCGACACGGGGAUUGGCAUUCCACACGAACGAUUGCACGACAUCUUUGAACCCUACACGCAGGCCAAACUUAGCGAUUUCCGACAACAUGGGGGAACUGGAUUGGGACUUUCCAUCAUUUCCAGUUUGACCAAAGCCAUGGGAGGGACUAUCAAUGUCACUAGUCGACCCGGGGAAGGAGCUACCUUUCAUCUCCAUUUGCCCGUGCAAUUGUUAGAGGAACACACAUGUAAUACCAAUCCUCUUACUACAACCGCCUCCAACAAAGCCACCACCAACAACAAUAUGAACUAUGUCGGAGAGCUCUUGCCCAAUGAUCAGAAGCAAGUUUCCAACAACUUUUUGAAAUGUCAGCGCAUGCCCAAUUGGACACAUACGUCGUCCCAAGAUUUGUCAUCCAUGAUCAGUCAUCAGGCUGAUGCCGACUCCAACCAAAACAAAGACAACAUUGCACAUCACGAAACGGACAGCACGAAUGGGAAGGAAAGCACAACAACGCUACUACAACCUCCUCCACUCUUCUCCACAACGACAGCAAUACCCUCUCCUUCACAACCAUCGAGUCCUUCCACGGAGAAUAUGCUGGACAAGCAAUCCAUGUCAUUGUCGGAAAAAUCGAAGACGACCAGCAACGGCACGGCCUGUGAAAGAAGCAGGACCGUCACUAAAUCCUUCAAUCUACCUCCCAACAAUCAUGUCGUGUUGGUGGUUGACGACAACUCGGUCAAUCGAAAGAUCCUGGGCAAAAUGCUGACCACGUUUGGCAUUGAACAUCGCAUGGCUUGUAAUGGUCAAGAAGCCGUUGAUGCACUCCUGGCCAGUCGCAAUUACUUGCCUGCCAAUAAGUCUCUUUUGCGGUAUGCAUUGGUACUCAUGGAUGUUUCCAUGCCCGUCAUGGACGGCAACGAAGCCAUUUCCGCCAUUCGACAAGCUAACAUCACCGUACCCAUUGUGGCAUUGAGUGCCAAUGUCUUGUCACAAGAGCAAGACAAGACCAUUUGUUUGGGAGCCGACGAAUUCCAUACCAAGCCCAUUCUACGAAACAAUCUACAUGCCAUUUGUGAACGAUACUUGCUGGCGUCACCGCCGGGACUAGUGGUGGACACUCACUUUACUCCGUUGAACCGACCCGCCCACGAUGAUGACGGCACGAAUGGUUUGAAGUAG
Molecule: messenger RNA, 2148 nt
Organism: Seminavis robusta
Lineage: Eukaryota; Bacillariophyta; Bacillariophyceae; Naviculales; Naviculaceae
Source: the annotation of a GenBank genome assembly